GUACAGGGUAGGGUAGGGAGGUGGGAGGAAAGGGGCGUGUGCCAGUCCUGGCGCGCUUUCGGGCAGGGGCAGGAGUGGUAUAGCUCUCGCGCAUUCCCAACUUUUCGGUGAGGGGUUGGGGCAGGGCGAGCUAUAAAGGAGCGGACUGAGGAGGAACACCAUGGCUGCGCUCCUGCUGCUACCCCUGCUGCUGCUGCCGCUAUUUCUGCUGAAGCUGCUCCGGUGGCCCUGGCUCCGCUGGCUCAUAGCGGAUUUGGCCUUUACUGUGCGCGCCCUGCGAUGCAAGCGGGCCCUGCAAGCCAGAGCGGCCGCCGCCGCUGCAGCGGACCCGAGGGGGCCCGAGGGCGGCUGCAGCCUGGCCUGGCGCCUCUCGCAGCUGUUCCGGGAGUGUCCUGGGCGCACCUUCCUCAUUCACCAAGGCAGGCACUACAGUUACGCGCAGGCGGAGCGCGAGAGUAACCGAGUUGCGCGUGCCUUUUUGCGAGUGAGGGGCUGGAAAGAGGACCCUAACCUGGACGGAGGGGACGGGAUGGGGGCUACUGAGAAAGGUGCAAGGUACGCAAGUGGCGCAGGGGACGCGGUAAGAAGCGAAGCUGAGCAUGCACCGAGCAAAGGCGACGAAGCUGUCUCCGAAGGAGGGGAUUGGGCCCCACUGGAGUCUGGGUCGGUGGUGGCAUUGCUGCUCCCUGCCACCCCUGAGUUCUUGUGGCUCUGGUUCGGACUCGCUAAAGCGGGGCUGCAGGCCGCCUUUGUGCCCACCGCCCUGCGUCGGGGCCCCCUACUGCACUGUCUCCGGAGUUGUGGCGCUCGCGCCCUAGUUGUGGCGCCAGAGUUCCUGGAAUCCCUGGAGCCUGACCUGUCAGAUCUGAAAGACUUGCAGCUAAAAUUAUGGGUUGCAGGCCCUGGACCCCACCCUGAGGGCUUCAGCGAUCUUCUGGCUGAGGCCGCUACGGAAGGGGACGGGCCGCUGCCUGGGUACUUGUCAGCUCCCAGAAAUAUUCUGGACACUUGUCUGUACAUCUUCACCUCUGGAACGACUGGGCUCCCCAAGGCUGCUCGAAUCAGUCAUUUGAAGGUGCUGCAGUGCCAGGGGUUCUACCAGCUGUGUGAUGUCCACCAAAACGAUGUGAUCUACCUCACCCUCCCACUCUAUCAUAUGUCAGGCUCUCUGCUGAGCAUCGUUGGCUGCCUGGGCAUUGGGGCCACUGUGGUACUGAAGACCAAGUUCUCUGCUAGCCAGUUCUGGGAAGACUGUCGGGAGCAUGGAGUGACAGUGUUCCAGUACAUUGGAGAAUUGUGUCGAUACCUUGUCAACCAGCCACCGAGUGAAGGGGAACGUAACCAUGGGGUACGCCUGGCAGUGGGCAGUGGGCUGCGACCAGAUAUCUGGGACCGUUUUGUGAAGCGAUUUGGGCCCCUACGGGUCCUGGAGACAUAUGGUCUAACGGAGGGCAAUGUAGCCACGUUCAACUACAUUGGAUACCCAGGGGCUGUGGGGAGGUCAUCCUGGCUCUACAAGCGAUUUUCACCCUUCUCCUUGAUUCGCUAUGAUGUGGCUUCAGGGGAACCAGUACGGGAUGACCAGGGGCUCUGUGUCCCUGUGCCUACUGGUGAGGCAGGGCUGAUGGUGGCUCCAGUGAACCAGGGAGCCCCAUUUCUAGGAUACGCAGGGAGCCCUGAGCUGGCACAGGGGAAGCUGUUGCAGAAUGUCUUCUGUCCUGGAGAUGUGUUUUUUAACACUGGGGAUUUGCUGGUCUGUGAUGCCCAUGGCUUCCUACACUUCCAUGACCGCACUGGGGACACUUUCAGGUGGAAAGGGGAAAAUGUGGCCACAACUGAAGUGGCUAAGGUUCUAGGAGCACUAGAUUUUCUGCAGGACGUGAAUGUCUAUGGAGUCACUGUCCCAGGGCAUGAAGGAAGAGCAGGCAUGGCUGCCUUGGUUCUACGCCCACACCACACCUUGGACCUCAGCAGACUCUAUGCCCACAUAGCUGAGUUUCUGCCGCCCUAUGCUCAGCCUCGAUUUCUUCGGGUCCAGGAGUCUUUGGACACCACAGAGACCUUCAAACAGCAGAAGGUUCGACUGGCAAGGGAGGGCUUCAACCCAAGCACAGUGCAAAUGCCACUUCAUGUACUGGACCAGACAGCAGGUGCCUAUGUACCCCUCACACCUGCCCGGUAUGAUGCCCUCUUGGCUGGACAAGUCCGUAUCUGAAUGCCCUGCUACACAGGCAGAUGUGAAGAGGGGGCAGAGGAGGGAAUGGGAAGGGGGACAGGGCCUUGGGGGUGUGGUU
This is a messenger RNA of Dromiciops gliroides (monito del monte), 2294 nucleotides long. RefSeq names its product solute carrier family 27 member 3 (gene SLC27A3). Gene Ontology annotation, molecular function: long-chain fatty acid transmembrane transporter activity; long-chain fatty acid-CoA ligase activity. The coding region runs from base 161 to 2215 and encodes 684 amino acids. Gene Ontology annotation, cellular component: mitochondrion; endoplasmic reticulum. The transcript has 10 exons. The record is from RefSeq and is a predicted model, not a curated record. Lineage: Eukaryota; Metazoa; Chordata; Mammalia; Microbiotheria; Microbiotheriidae.